GAGUCCGGGAAAGAGGCAUCUGGCGGAACUCGAGUGAAACCGCGCAUGCGUAGUUUAGUGUCAAAGCGAGGCGGUGAGAGUGGAGCGGGAGGAGAGCGAGUUGGGCGUGGCUUUUCUACCAGGCUCUCUAUCGAGAGUGGCUGAGGAGAGAGUGCGCAUGCGUGACUGUAGUUGGGAGCGAGCGAGGGAGAGAAGCGAAGUGCAGCCGGGCUUGGGUGGUGGUUGGAGGUGGGGGAGGAGGAGAGGAAAUCGGCAUAAGGAGGCUUAUUGCUCUGCCCCGCCCCCACAGAGGAAGUGGGAACACAGAAGGCGGCGGCGGCGGCGAAGACGAAGACGUCGGAUCCGUCUCGGGCCGGGCGAAACUGGCUCCCAACGCCCAUUGGAUAAGGAGUCUUUUUAUUUUAUUUUACCCAAAACAUGAAGGAGGAUGUGCAGUCUUCACAGUGUUGGAGUCCUGAAGCUGUUUCAUCAAGGGAAAGGAGGCUUGUCCUGAAAUGGUGCCUAUAAUCCUUGUUGCUAAAUAAGUAGUAUUGGAGUACUGUAGUAGGAUUUGAAUACAGCUGUCUGCCCUUUUGUUGUUUGGCACAAGUAUCCUCCACCAGAUGUUUUACUACACCAUCAAAAAUAUUAUGCUGAUGUGUUUCUUUCAGCCCCCAGACUGCCACAACUGAUGGCUGUAGACCAUCAAUGUACUUUAGCUAGUAGCAUCUUUGGGACCUUGCCAUGUACUAUGGUAUGGUUAUUAUGAGCAAGAAAUUUGCGAUCAAAUGGUUCUUUGGCUUUUAAAGCUAGCGAGAUAGACUUGAAAGUUGUUGUUCUACUUGAUAUUGGAUUAUUGUAUACUGCCGCUAAAAAUUAAGGUCAAAAACUUUUUCUGUUGCUUUGCUGGCAGCAUCAAAGCUCUAACGUGACAUAACUGCUGCAAUUGUGUGCCUUUUAUCCCUUUGGAUCAUAAAGCAAGGAAGAAAGGUGUUGGAAAAAGCCAAACUAUUGUCUACUCUGAGGUUUUGAUACAGUUUUUGAGUUAGUUUAAAAAGCAAAGAUGUCAUUCUUCAAUUUUCGUAAGAUCUUCAAGUUGGGGGGUGAGAAGAAAAAGAAGCAGUAUGAGCAUGUCAAGAGAGACUUAAACCCAGAGGACUAUUGGGAAAUUAUAGGAGAACUUGGAGAUGGUGCUUUUGGAAAAGUAUUCAAGGCUCAGAACAAAGAAACAAAUGUGCUUGCUGCUGCAAAGGUGAUUGAUACUAAAUCUGAGGAAGAACUUGAAGACUACAUGGUUGAAAUUGAUAUCCUAGCAUCCUGUGAUCAUCCUAACAUUGUCAAACUUCUAGAUGCCUUUUAUUAUGAAAACAACCUUUGGAUCCUGAUAGAAUUCUGUGCUGGUGGUGCUGUAGAUGCCGUAAUGUUGGAACUUGAGAGGCCACUAACCGAGCCACAGAUCAGGGUAGUUUGCAGGCAGACACUUGAGGCACUGCACUAUCUGCACGAAAAUAAGAUCAUUCAUCGAGAUCUAAAAGCUGGCAAUAUUCUUUUCACAUUGGAUGGAGACAUUAAGCUAGCGGAUUUUGGAGUGUCUGCUAAAAAUACAAGGACAAUACAAAGACGAGAUUCUUUCAUUGGUACUCCAUAUUGGAUGGCUCCUGAAGUAGUAAUGUGUGAGACCUCUAAAGACAGACCUUAUGAUUACAAGGCUGAUGUUUGGUCUUUAGGUGUCACUUUAAUAGAAAUGGCUGAAAUAGAACCACCUCAUCAUGAAUUGAAUCCAAUGCGUGUUCUGCUGAAAAUAGCAAAGUCGGAACCACCAUCGUUGGCACAACCUUCAAAAUGGUCUGCUGACUUCAAAGACUUCUUAAGGAAAUGUUUGGAAAAAAAUGUAGAUGCCAGGUGGAACACUGCUGAGCUUCUACAGCAUCCAUUUGUUACUGUAACUUCUAAUAAACCAGUCAGAGAACUGAUUGCAGAAGCAAAGGCUGAAGUUACAGAGGAAGUAGAAGAUGGGAAGGAGGAGGAAGAAGAGGAAGAAACUGAAAAUUCUCUGCAGUUACCAGCAAGUAAACGAGCCUCAUCUGACCUCAGCAUUGCCAGCUCAGAAGAGGAUAAACUUUCACAGAAUGCCAGUAUUCUGGAAUCUGUUUCUGAAAAAACAGAGCGUUCAUCCACAGAACAGACUAGUGCUAAUGCACUUGAAGGUGAAAAAACAAGUGUGGCUCCUGACAAAAAUGAAAAGGAGAAAUACACUGCAAGCACAACUGAAACCAUACAAGAAAACACUGAAAAACUGAAGAAUGGAUCUGCAUUGCUCCAUGAAGAUGAGGAAGCGAAGAAGAGUGAGAAGACAACGGAAAAUUCAAGAUUAAGUGAAAACAGAGAGUCACAGAAAGAAGAAAAGGAAAUUGGCCCAAUAGUAUCUGAAACUAAUGUUGAGCCCAGUCUAAAAACAGAGGAGGGAAAGGACUUCACAAAUGAAUCAACGGUUGAAAACAAACAAGAAACAAUUCCUGAUGAUGGAGGUAGCAGUGCAGAAAUUACAGAUGCAGUCUCUAAAGGAACUGGUGUGAAAGAAGAAAGUACCACAAACCUCCAAGAAAAUGAAAUGGAAGAGGCAAAGCCUACCGAAGGAAUUAAAGAGGUUGAGGAAUUGCAAGGGGAUGACAAAUGUAAAGAGGGUGACCUGAAAGAGGCUGAAAGUCAGAAAAAUGAAGUUACUGCAGGUACUGAGGAAUCACAGGUGAAGGUCAUAGCUGAGACAGCUGAUGAACCACAGAAGCAAAUAAAAGAAGGUACCAGCAGUCCACAAGAGAUGGACAGUGCUGGUAACAAUCUGGUCACGGAUGUAGAUAAAGUGCUUGAAAAUGCUCAGGAGCCAGCAGAGUGCCUGGCUGAGGAUGCUUCUGAGAAAGUCUCAGAAAUGGGAAAAAUGGUAGAUUCUGAUCAGCAGUUAGUUGAGGGAUACAAUGACGAUUCAAAGAAGACAAGCAGCACAAAGGAAACAGAGGUCAGUGUUUCAGAAAGAGCAGACAACAUUGAGCAUAAGCCAGCAGACAAAAAACAUACCGAAGAGGCAAGAACAGAGGAAAGCAAUAUUGUACCAGGGGAUAAAAUUGCAGAACCUGAUCAUAAAUUAGAAAACAGAGCUGAGGAGAAGCAUGAGAAUAAUAUACAAAUGGACACAGACCGACCAGCAGUUUCCAUUGGCUUGUCAGUUGAAAAUAAGCUUGAAGAUUCUGCAGCCAAGAAGAUGCAUGAACAUGAGGUGUCUCCGGUACCCAAUAUUAGCAUUAGCUCUGCAGAAAAUGAGGCAGAAGAUAAAUCUGGCAUUCAGGAUAGUGUUGAAAACUCGCAUCAUGUUGAUUCUGAAAGCGCUAAAGAAAACGAUACAGAUUCAGGCAGAGGUUCCACUGCUGACAACAGCAGCAUUGAUUUGAACUUGUCCAUUUCCAGUUUCCUCACUAAAAACAAGGAGAGUGGAUCAAUAUCUUUACAAGAAACUAAAAGACACAAGAAAACAUUAAAGAAAACUCGCAAAUUUGUUGUUGAUGGCGUGGAAGUAAGUGUGACUACCUCUAAAAUUGUAACAGAAAGUGAUUCUAAAAGUGAAGAAUUACGAUAUCUUCGGCGUCAAGAAUUAAGAGAGUUACGGCUUCUACAAAAAGAAGAGCAGCGAGCUCAGCAGCAGCUUAGUAACAAACUUUUACAACAAAGAGAACAGAUGUUCAGGCGCUUUGAACAAGAAAUGACGAGCAAGAAGCGGCAAUAUGACCAGGAGAUUGAAAACCUGGAAAAACAGCAGAAACAGACAAUAGAGCGCUUGGAACAGGAACAUACAAAUCGCUUACGUGAUGAAGCAAAACGCAUCAAAGCAGAACAAGAGAAAGAAUUGUCCAAAUUUCAGAACAUGUUGAAAAACAGGAAAAAAGAGGUUUUUAAUGAAGUGGAGAAAGCACCAAAAGAGCUGAGAAAAGAGCUCAUGAAACGCAAGAAAGAGGAACUUUCUCAAUCCCAGCAUGCUCAGGAGCAAGAGUUUGUACAGAAGCAGCAGCAAGAAUUGGAUGCAUCGUUAAAGAAAAUUAUUCAGCAGCAAAAAACUGAGCUAGCUACCAUUGAGCGGGAUUGUCUUAACAAUAAGCAACAACUCAUGAGAGCCCGUGAAGCUGCGAUAUGGGAACUAGAAGAACGACACUUGCAGGAAAAACACCAACUGCUAAAACAGCAACUGAAAGAUCAGUACUUCAUGCAAAGACACCAGCUGCUUAAACGGCAUGAAAAAGAAACAGAACAGAUGCAAAGAUAUAACCAGCGGCUUAUUGAGGAAUUAAAAAACAAGCAUACCCAGGAAAGAGCUCGAUUGCCCAAAAUCCAGCGCAGUGAAGCAAAAACUAGGAUGGCAAUGUUUAAAAAAAGCCUAAGAAUUAACUCCUCAAGCACUCCGGAACAGGAUCGUGAAAAGAUUAAGCAGUUUGCUAUUCAGGAAGAAAAAAGGCAAAAAAAUGAGAGACUGGCUCAACAUCAGAAACAUGAAAAUCAAAUGCGAGACCUCCAGCUGCAGUGUGAAGCCAACAUUAGAGAAUUACAUCAGCUACAGAAUGAGAAAUGCCACCUGCUGGUUGAACACGAGACUCAGAAAUUAAAAGAGCUAGAUGAGGAACAUAGCCAAGAACUUAAAGAAUGGCGAGAGAAACUGAGACCAAGGAAAAAGACAUUAGAAGAGGAAUUUGCUCGUAAACUUCAAGAACAGGAGGUUUUCUUUAAAAUGUCUGGAGAAUCUGAAUGCCUUAAUCCAUCAACACAAAGCCGGAUUUCUAAAUUCUACCCAGUCCCUAGCCUGCACUCCACUGGAUCAUAAAUUUGGAGCCUCUGUGAGAUGGCUUUGGGUGCGUUUUUCAGCUUCUCCUCUUCAGCUUCUGUCACAAUGAAAUCUACACCCUGCAUCCAAGAACCUCAGUGGAACUCCAUCCACCUUCAGUGGAGACAAUCAGUGAUAUCAGAUAUAGAAGCACAAAUGUUGGUCUUGAAAUCCGAUAUGAUGUAUUUCAUGUAUUUCAAGGAUAGCCGUUUGAAAACUGGACUGAAAAAAUGUAUGCAACUGUGUUGGCACUGGAAAGCAAGCCUAAACUAUUAAAGGUAAUCUGCAAUGCCCCAAGAAUAAUUGUAGAGGAUAUUUAGGCAGAUAUACUACUGCUCCUUUAACCAAAUAUUUGUUGUGUUAUGGCCAUUACCUCGUGAGGAAAUGGGUCACUAGCCUCAUUCAGUGCCUGAAACCUGUAAACAUGCUGGGGGGGGGGGGCGUUGUAAGAGGAUCGUGUUUCUUUAUCAGAAAAGAAGCCCUCAUUAUUGAUAUUACUGUAACAGAAAUGCUUGCCGCUUCCACAAUUUUUGUCAAAUCCUUGCACUACAAUAUGUAAAGUUUAAAAAAGAGUACUCCUGUCUACUUUAAAAUAUACACCUUAUUCCUCUACAAACAGAAAUAAAACAAUAUCAUUUAUUUCUCAAGACAAAGUGCGCAAAAUUUGCACCCCCAUUCUCACCCCCACAAUUAGAGAAAUGUGAACUGAAUGGAUUCUCUCCUUACUCAAAGUAGCAGUUUUGAAACUCCAGAGCAGAAAAUGGCUGUGACUGUCCCCGUUCUUACAAAUCAGUGCUGAUGUCUGGAUUGCAAGGCAUGUUUUCUUUCAAAAUGUAUGUUGACCUAUAGAAGGAUUUAAGUUAAAUGUAUAGACAAAUGUUUAAUCUGCUUCAUUGUUUUGCCAUGAAGUAACUAAAGUUAAAUGGUUUUAUUUCUAAAAUUCAUAGUUGUAUUAUAACUUAUUUGCUGUGGGGGUGGAAUAGAAAUAUUUAUCCGGUUGGCAGGAGAUGUGCCUGCAUUAAACAGCAGCUGCUGUCUUUUCAGGUUUCAGAUCUGAGUCAUAUCAAAAACAGUAUUGUAGACUGUCCUUUUGAUAUGCCAAAGUUAGAUUUGUAAUAUAAAUGUUGGUUGCUUCCUGUUCUUUUGCAGCCUGAUCUUUUAGUAGGUAGCUUUGAAUAAUCAACUGUAAGUUUUCACAUUUGCAGUCUUUUCAUUAAAUGUGAAUACUGUCCAAUUUCUUACAAAUUUUAUAUUAUGUCAGCAGCAUUCCUGCAUGUGAAGGAAGCAGAUUAUAAAAAUAUAGAGUACUUUAAUCAAGUGUGUUCAAUUCUUUGGCUAAUGAAUCCAGAUACUGAAGUUGAUCUUAUCAGAUCAAACUGUUCAAUUGUGACGGUAUAGUAAACAUACUUUGAAGAUGCAUGUUACAGUUAAAUUUUGUUUUCCUUUAAUCAUAAUCUACCUAACAAAUAUUUCAUAGCUAGCCUUAAUACUUCACAUUUUAUUUUAUAAAUAUGUAUUGUGUACCAGGUUGUAC
This is a messenger RNA of Zootoca vivipara (common lizard), 6374 nucleotides long. RefSeq names its product STE20 like kinase (gene SLK). The record is from RefSeq and is a predicted model, not a curated record. Gene Ontology annotation, molecular function: ATP binding; protein serine/threonine kinase activity; protein binding. NCBI's taxonomy places the organism in Eukaryota, Metazoa, Chordata, Lepidosauria, Squamata, Lacertidae. Gene Ontology annotation, biological process: protein phosphorylation.